This is a messenger RNA of Protopolystoma xenopodis, 423 nucleotides long. NCBI's taxonomy places the organism in Eukaryota, Metazoa, Platyhelminthes, Monogenea, Polystomatidea, Polystomatidae. The record is from the annotation of a GenBank genome assembly.
AUGUACCAGCUGCGUGUACUAUCUCCCGGGACAACCUUACUGAGCCAGCUUUUCCAGUCAAUCGGGCGACAUGUCAGACGUACUACGAACGAUCCGUCCGGGCUCCUUAAGCGGACAAGCAUGCCGGUCGGCUUUCUAAUUGCCCUCGUCAGCCUACUAGUCAGGCAGUCGGAGAGCAGCAGUCUCCAUCGCCAGCUGUGUUGCUGGGGCGAGUGCUGUGGUGCAAGUACAAGUGCACAAAGACUUCUAAGUAUCCGAAAGCAGCGUGACCCAGACGAGCUCAUCUUCAAGUACAACACUGCUCUUCUUCCAGAUGACAAUCGGCUGGGGGUGAACAGACGGUCGAGGAAUGGCCGCUUAAAGUCAAACUUGAGGACACCUCAAAACAGUCUAGAAUAUGCUGAAACCCUUAGGUUUGGAUGA